Molecule: messenger RNA, 273 nt
Organism: Eutrema salsugineum
Lineage: Eukaryota; Viridiplantae; Streptophyta; Magnoliopsida; Brassicales; Brassicaceae
Exons: 1
Coding region: 1-252 (83 amino acids)
Source: RefSeq, a predicted model, not a curated record
AUGAAUUCGAUGUUCAGUGCAUUCGACGCCAUGUGUGCAGAGAUUAUGGGGAAGAAAUUUACGGCUGAUUCCUCCGUGUCUUAUGUCUGCAACCGCUCUAAACGCAAGAACUCUGCUCCUUCCGGCGCCGGCGGUCAGAUCGCGUCUUCGCUCAAGAAAGAUGAAAAAGCUGCCAAUUCAGCGACGAAACAACCGCGGUUUGCUUUAGAGCUCGAUGGGAUUCAUUGCUUUGAGACCAUUGUUCGUUCUUGAUUCAACCAAGAAAACAAGAUU